Molecule: messenger RNA, 1834 nt
Organism: Astrephomene gubernaculifera
Lineage: Eukaryota; Viridiplantae; Chlorophyta; Chlorophyceae; Chlamydomonadales; Astrephomenaceae
Source: the annotation of a GenBank genome assembly
GCAAACUGUAGGUAGAAGUACUUUUGCUUGCCAGGUGUACUGCUUGUCAGGCCCUUGGUCUCCCCUUCCCCAUGCUGAUUCCGGUUUGCUAGCCAGAGGGCUUGCAUGUAGCCGCCCUAUCUAUUACUGUAUACGUUCAUAGGGACAGAAGUGUUUAGGCUUAUAAGGAGCGUUUCUUAACUUUGUCCUAGUGAGCAACUUCAUAUCAAGCCACGGAGGAGCUGAGCGUGGGGGGAACAUCCCGCCUUAGCAUCCCCUCGCGCGUCGGGCUUGCGUCAACGCCUUUCGGACCCCAGUUUACGGAACGUUUCUCAUGGAUGUCGACAUGCCUGCUGGCGAGCAAGCCAGCGCAAAUCUGGCGUCACAGGAGGCCUCGGCGCAGGCCACAUUGGGCCCUGCCUCUGCAGCCGCGCGCACGCCAGAUGGCAACCUGCAGCCUCCUGCAAGCAUCUCUGGGAGUGGAGCUAUUGCUGACAAAGAAACUGGGAUCGCGCAACAGCCAGCCGACGCCAUCACCCAGCCCGGUAAGCAGGCCUCUUUUCACCUCGGACCGCAGGUCCCUUCUCAUGACCCCACCCGAAUCCUUUCUCUGCAUCCCGCUUUUGCAUUCUAGCCCGGAUCUUAACACUGCCAUGCAUAUUACCAAUGUUGCUUGUCCAUGCAUAUUACCAAUGUUGCUUGCCCAAACAGCCGACCAUUCGGGACCGGCCGGCCCGCCUGCGCACCCAAGUACCCUACCACUACCACCACAACAACAGCUGACUGGCGCUGCUGCUGCUUCUGCUGCUGCUUCUGAGCAACCUGAGGACGCCGCAGCCGACACCAUCCCGACUCCAAUGGACGAAGACCCCCCACCGCCUCCCUUGCAUCUGUCACUUGAUCCCCCGCCGCCUGCCGACAGCGGCACAGGCCCCGCCGGGGAUGCGACUGCUGCUGCUGCUGCCGACCUGGCAGCGACAGCAGCAGCGCCCGGUGCCACCGCUACUGUGCCGGCCUCAAACGCUACCCAGGAUGACACGACCGCUAAACAACCCACGGAUGAUAGUGCAACAGCAACCGCAGCAGCAACAGGAACAGCAGCAACAGCAGCAGCAACCAAUGCCCCUGAUGCAACAACAGCAGCAGGUGCCGAACCGCGUCCCAACAAGCGCCGGCGUGUUGGAUCGUCCAACGGGGGCCUUAUCAAGGAGCUCAAAGGCCUCCUGGAUUGCAGCUUGUCUUUCGACGCACCCGCCUCCAGGGCUUCCAGAUCAGCCAGCCGGUUGUCUACGGCAGCGGCGACGACUGCGACGGCGGCGGCGGCGGCGGAAGCCCCGCAACCUGGGUCUCCGUCGGCGGCGGCGGUGGCGGCGUACGGAGCCGCGGCGCCGGCACCUCGCAGCGCCGCACUAGCCGCCGCCGCCGCGGUUACCAAGGCGCUCACGGGCGGAAGCAAGCGCAGUAACACCGGUACGGCUGGCUCUAGCGCUGGCGGAGGUGGAAGUGGCAGCGCCCGGAAAGCUGACGGCGGCGGCGGCGGAGGUACGGCAGGCGGUGAUGCUUCAUUAGAUGCCGCUGCCGCCGCCGCCAUGGUACCCGACGGUGCCAAUGCCUCAGAGCGUGCGAAGGAGGCUGCCCAGGCGGCAGCGGCGGCAAGACGAUCGGGCGGCGGUGAUCGGGCUUCCGCUGCUGCAGCUGGAAACAGCUCCGGCGGCGGCGGCGCACGUCCUCCAGCCGCCGGUAAUGGUAAGAAAAACGGCUCAAGCAAGCCAGCGACGGGGAGCGCCACGGCCUCGAAACCCCCUCGCGGGGCCAAGGGAGGCUCCUCUGCUCCCUCCGCCAAGUCAGAACCCCC